Molecule: messenger RNA, 803 nt
Organism: Ixodes scapularis (black-legged tick)
Lineage: Eukaryota; Metazoa; Arthropoda; Arachnida; Ixodida; Ixodidae
Product: alpha-crystallin A chain
Exons: 1
Coding region: 118-669 (183 amino acids)
Biological process (GO): protein refolding; response to heat
Molecular function (GO): protein folding chaperone
Source: RefSeq, a predicted model, not a curated record
CCAGAGUAUGCCGGAGAGCAGACGGCGGCUAUAAAACGAAGCGUACGUCGCGACGUCGCUGCGUAGUCAUAUUUCCGCUCGCUCGAGUCGAAACAAUUUCAGACUUGCACCGUCAAGAUGGCACUGUUCCCACUUUUGAACCAAAGCUCGGACCUGGCGAGGCGCCUCUUCGACGACGACUUCGGCUCCAGUUUCCUUGACGGAGAGCUGUUCGACCCGCCAUUCUACCACCAGCGCUUCUACAUCCAGCCUAGGAACCAGCAGCAGUGUCCGUACCCACAGCGACAGCGCGGACACGGACACGGACAUGGACGCGGGUCCCAGGCUGUCGUGGAGAGCGACCCGAACAAGUUCGCGCUCCGGGUCGACGUCCGUCACUUCGCGCCGGAAGAGAUCACCGUCAAGACUGUCGACAACUGCGUCGUAGUCCACGGCAAGCACGAGGAAAAAUCGGACGAGACCGGGUCCUACGUCAAGCGCGAGUUCACGAGGCGUUACGUCCUCCCCGAAGACGUGGACCCACACACGGUGACGUCUAGUCUGUCGGCCGGAGGACUGCUGGCCGUGGAGGCACCGCGCAAGACCCCGAAGGAAGACCCCAACAAGCCGGUAGCCAUCACCGUGCACCACGAGGGAGCGCCCAAAGGAGGUGCUGUCAAGAGCAAGUGAGGCGCUCUCAUGUUCGUCAUUUUGUGUUCACGACCCUUCCGUGCUUCCUCUGCAAGCAUUCCAGUUCCUUGCGUUACUUGUAAACAGUUUCGUUGGUGUAAUGUAUAAAUAAACAAGUUGUAUGUAAUCUCAAA